Ostrinia furnacalis (Asian corn borer) is the source of this 4894-nucleotide messenger RNA. RefSeq names its product supervillin. The transcript is spliced from 15 exons. Lineage: Eukaryota; Metazoa; Arthropoda; Insecta; Lepidoptera; Crambidae. The record is from RefSeq and is a predicted model, not a curated record. Gene Ontology annotation, cellular component: cytoplasm; actin cytoskeleton. Gene Ontology annotation, biological process: barbed-end actin filament capping; actin polymerization or depolymerization; cytoskeleton organization. Bases 462 to 4841 code for a protein of 1459 amino acids. Gene Ontology annotation, molecular function: phosphatidylinositol-4,5-bisphosphate binding; actin filament binding.
UUAUGCCCAAGAGUUAUCACACAAAAAGCGCAUUUAUUUACAUGCAUCUACGUAUAUUUCAAUCGCGAUAAUCCUGCGCCUUGCCAGGUAAGUACACGCUGACCCGCGUGAGACGGCCGGGCACCGCAGUAGUUUUGGCCGGCCCGAGACCAGCGCUCGCGCACGCGGGCGUCUUUCGCGAAUUCAUUUUUUGAACCAAAAAAUCGCUUUCACAAAAUUCGCCCGCGCUUUUUGAUACUUUGCCAGUGUUUUGCUGUGAAUUACCACCUUAUGUUUUAUUCAGAAACUUUACUCAUCAAUCAACGGUCGUGAUGUGGUGAUUGUGAACAGUGUAAAAAACUUUAUUGCUAAAUUAACUCGUUGCAAAUGGAGCGAAACGUUUCCAAGGAAUGCUAGCGAGUACAUGUCGCAAAUCAACAUAUUCUAGUCAGUGAUGUGAUUGGAAUAAUAAUAUAUUCAAAAUGAUAUUACAAUUGAUAAUCGGUGUCGCCACGUGCUUGUACUUAAUAUGGAAAUACCUGCUGUCCAACAAACGGGAGCAACUAACUAUAACACAGCAAAGUGAAGCAAAAGAUAUUAAAACUCAAGCAAAACCUAAAGAUCUCAUCAAUCAUGACAAUGUUGAAAAGAAAGAAUCUUUUAUAGAUUAUUCUCAGAAAGAGGAACACAAAAAUACGUCUCAAAUCAUAGCAGAAGAGCCAUCUAAAGAUAAUAGUAUUGAAAAGAAGAAAUUGAUACCUCCAUUUGAUGAUUCCACUUUCAAUUCUGUGAAACACGAGCCACUGAUCGUAUCGAGCAAGCCAAUUCUCCCAGAAAUACAAUGGGGUCUUCAAGGGGAAUUCAAAACAAAUGGGGUCAAAGAUUUUAGUGCAUCAAAAAAGUUAAUUGAUGAUAUUUUUACCAGUUACGAUAAUAAAACACCAAAAGAGCCUCUUGUAGAAAAUGAAGGAAUAACCUCCGUUUUUUCCAAUACUUUUAAUGCAGAUAUUCAAGGUGUACCAAAAAUCACACCAAUCGAACUUAACGAUGUGAUAACUCCAAGUCAAUUGCUACAAAGGCAAAAAGAGAAAAUUAUUGAAAAACCAAUACCUAAAAGGGAAAGCCCUCCCAAGGAAAGAUUAACAGAAUUCCUUGAAAAAACUGUUUUGUGCGAUGAUAAAAUUCAAUCUAUUAUUCAUAACCUAUCAUUAGAUAAAACUGAUGAGCCAAAGGCUGAAUUCGAUGUGUUAAAAGAAUCUUUAAUUCAUAAUAAGGUAAAACCAGUGAAAAGUGAAAAGGCUCUAAGAUUUCAGGAGUCUAUCGAUGAAAUAGCUGAUAAGUUUAAGCAAUUGAGCAAAGAUGUUAAGGUAAAUGAAGUGAGUCAGGCAGAAACGAAACAAGAAGAAGUGGUUGAAGAAAAACCUUUGUUGAAGCGUCUUCAGAAGCAGCCAGGGUUCCCAUCUGGACUCAACUUUGGGUCGGUCAUCGGAGAACUGAAGAAUAAAACAAAAAAUGGGGGACUGAAGCCUGUUUUCAAGAAAUUCGACCCGGAUUCUGACUACAAUGCACAGGAAUCUCUAAACGCUGCUGUGGACGAAAAGAAGAAGGUUCAAAUAGAGGACAACGAGUUGGGAGAGAAUAUCCUAGCUGACAGGCGGAACAAGCUCGAAACAGCGGCCCAGGGAUGGCGCAAACGCGUCCCACAGAGCGAUGCGUCCCUGUUCACCGUAGCGGGACGGCUGGAACGGGACAAGGUGGCCACUGCCACGCCGCCGCUGACGCCGCCGCCGGUCGCCACGCCGCCCGCCGCCGUCGCCUCGCCUGGAGUACCAGCCCCGAACACCUUCAGAUCUCGCAAACAACCAUCGUCGCCCCCUAACGGCUUCCCCUCCGGCCCGCUUCGGUCAGCAUCAUGCGCUGUGGUCAGCGCAGCCGCCGUCGAGAAGCCGAAGGAACCGGCGCGGCCCGACCGCGAGUCGUUCAAGCGCAGCCACUCCGUCAGCGAGAGCAUCAGCUCGAGGCUGGAAGAGAAAGACGAAGGCUCCCCCGGCGCGGAAAAGACCGGGUGCGCAGUUCGGGUACCGAGGGCUGAUGAUGAGACCUUCCACGCGUUCUUCGCGCCUCUACAGCAGCAGGAGAGGACCCACGACCUGGGAGGAGACGUGGACCUCGACGCCAUUGAUAGCGGGUCUAGGCAAUUACUGGCGAGCGACUGGGCGCGUCGUGCCAAGCGCGAGAGGCGUCACGCUGCCUCGCGGAACCCUCUCAAAGCAUUGGCUGCCCGUACUGACCUCCGGGAGGAGUACGUGGCUCCACCUUCCACUAUUCGCGAACAACUCUUCAAGGAGAAGGUGACGGCGAACUGCGGUCUAGCGGCCGAAGCCCUAGCGGCGCUGGCCACCAAAGAAGACUUCUCGAACGUGGCGCUCCGCUCGGCCUCCGCCGCCUGCGUGCCCGCGCACGGGGCCAAGCCCACGAUGCUCCUGCAGGUCAAGGGCAGGAGGCGCGUUCAGACUAGGCUCGUGGAGCCAGUGCACACGAACGUGAACCGCGGCGAUUGCUUCGUGCUCACCACGCCCGACCAGGUGUACCUCUAUAUUGGACUCUACGCCAACGUCAUAGAGAGGAACCGCAGCACCGACAUCGCUCUCCACAUCCACAACACCAAAGACCUGGGCUGCAAGUCCACCGGCGUCGUCAAGAUCGACGAGCAGACCAAGAACUACUCCAACAAACACUGGAACCAGUUCUGGUCGCUCCUCGGCAUCACAGAGGCCGUUGAAGACUACAAACCCGUCGAAACUGGUCACGCCGAUGAAGACGAGAUAUACGAGUCCUGUAUCGUCCAAACCAACAUGUGCUAUGAGGUCAUGGAUGAUGAAUUGGUUCCCAUAGAGGAAUACUGGGGACAGAUGCCCAAAAUCGCCAUGCUCCACCAAACUAAGAUCAUCGUCUUCGAUUUCGGAUCAGAAAUGUACAUCUGGUACGGAAAGAAUGUGCCAUUGGAAAGCCGAAGACGAGCAGCUCAAUUGGCUCAAGAAUUAUUUGAUGAAGGGUACAACUAUGAGGAGUGCCACAUCAACCCGCUUAACGCAGCCAUGUACCAAGGCGCGAGGGAUUUGGAAACCAACGGAGUCAUCAAAACCUCCAAAAGCCGACCCGAAUGGGCCAUCCUAUCCAAGAUCACACAGCACAUGGAAACCAUUCUGUUCAAAGAGAAAUUCCUCGACUGGCCUGAUUACUCCCGAGUCAUCAAAAUCAAAGCGCCCGAGAACAAAUCUAGCAGUACUGAAAUCACGCCCUGUGACGCCGAAGAAAUGUGGUCGAAUGAGUACCAGGACCCAGAUCUCAUUUUAGAAGGGUCUCACAUCGGCCGCGGCACCAAUUACUACGAUAAAGAAAAUAUGAGGCACUACGACAUCAAAACCAAGUCGGUUUGCAAGUGGGUGAUUCAGGAGUACGAUUUCCAGAAGGUUGAAAACGACGCUGAAAUUGGCGAGUUCUUCUCGGGUGAUAGUUAUAUCAUCAGAUGGGAGUACCAGAUCACUGUUACGGGCAGAGAAUUGAAUGGGAAGCCUUCAAAGCACAACGUCACUGGUCGCGAUCGGUGCGCAUAUUUCUGCUGGCAGGGCAAAGAUGCCUCUUCAAACGAAAAAGGCGCUGCGGCCUUGUUGACCGUCGAAUUAGACCGAGAAAAAGGUCCUCAAGUGAGAGUAGCGCAAGGCAACGAGCCCCCAGCGUUCCUGAAUCUCUUCCAAGGCAAUCUGAUCAUCCACCAAGGGAAAAGGGACACCGAUAAGAGCCGGUAUCGCUUAUUCGUCACUCGCGGCAACUUAUCCAACGAAGCGUACCUCCUCCAAGUGCCGUGUUCAGUGAGACAGCUACGGAGUCGCGGAUCGCUGUUGUUAGUCGACACCGAGAAAGGUUGCUUAUACAUCUGGCACGGGGCUCGCAGUUUGAAGCACACCAAAAACAUUGCCAUAGAGUUAGCGAAUAAGUUGAUCGCGCGGAAGUCCGGGUACCUCUUCGGUUUGAACGCUUCGGAUGUGAAGAUAACUGAGGUCAAAGAGGGGGAGGAGCCUAAGGAGGUGUUGGAGGCGUUGGGCGUGGCCAACAAGCAGUACUAUAAUUCUGUUUUGGGAGGGGGUAGAGACGUGGGGGGUGAUACUACGGCGCGGCUGUUCCAUUUCACGGACCUGAGCGGGCAGUUCGAAGCGAAUGAGAUGCUGUCGCCGCUGCGGCACGAGCACCUGGUGACACCCUUCCCUUUUGAACAAAAGGAGUUGUAUUCGGCUUCGCAACCAGCCCUGUUCCUGCUGGACGACGGCAGCAACGUGUGGCUGUGGCAGGGCUGGUGGCCGCGCGGCGAGGACGGCGAGCUCGAACCCGCGGAGAGGAAUGCCGGAGUGGGAGCAUUCGCGGGCCGCUGGCAAGGGAUGCGUGCCGCCGCGCUCCGAACGUGCGAGGCCUACUGGCGCGUGGGCCGGCCGGACGCGGGCCCGGACGCGCGCCCGGACGUCCGGGUCGUGGCCGCCGGACUCGAGCCGCAGUCCUUCACCAACCUGUUUGAUACCUGGCGCGAGCAUGAUGAAGCUGCGGACGCUAAUAUUGCGCACGGGUACAAAGCCGGCGCCGUGCUGUCCGGCGCCUGCGAGCUGUCGCGGCUCAGUGCCAGCGGCGCCCUGCUGCCGCUAGCGGCGCUGCAGCGGCGCCCGCUGCCCGACCACGUCGACGCCAUGCACCUGGAGCGACACCUCGCGCCGCACGACUUCCAGGAGGCUUUCGGCAUGACCAAAGAGGAGUUCUCGGCGCUGCCGGCGUGGAAGCAGACGAGCCUGAAGAAGGACGUGGGCCUGUUCUGACGCCGCGUGGGCCUAGCCUUUUGUACACGACUAUUUAUACUUUUCUACCCGUA